AUGAAUUUGAUAAAUUUAAAGGGAAUUAGAAAUACAAAUGGACUAUAUGGGGUUGGCAGAUUAACUAGAUUUAAUUCUUCACUCGCUGCAGCCGCUGAGUCGCUCACAUCGGCUGCAACCAAAUCACAAGCAGCGACUGCUGAAUCUAAUUUGAAAAGAUUUUGGAAGAAUGCAUCAGUUAAGUGCGUAGAAGGAAGACAGAUUGUACACCUCGAUCAACGUAAAUUGAGAACACCUGCUGGAAAUGUAUUGGAUCUUCCACAGAACAAGGCAGCUUUAGCCCUUCUCAUUGCUCAUGAAUGGCAGUCUCAGGAUAAGCUGAUAAAGCCACACGCACUUCCAAUAACCUCACUCGCUUCAAGGGCUUUAGAUUCAUUUAAAUGUGAAAAUGAAAUGGAAAAUACGUGCAAUGACCUCAUUAAAUACUUUGAAACUGACGCAGUGUCUUUCUUCCAAGAUGAACCUGUUCAAUUGGUUCAAUUACAAGAGAAACACUGGAGACCUUUGAUUGAAUGGGCUAGUAAGCGUUAUAACACCCCUAUAAAGGUAUUUGAGAAUGUUAUUGUUUGCAAGCAGCCACAAGAAUCACGUCAACGUCUUCUCAAUGAGAUUAAACAGUUUGAUCAAUUCACUUUGGCAGCAUUUGAGAGAAUAGUUAUGCACACAAAGUCAUUCUUAAUUGGAUUGGCCGUCAUUGAUCGUCAUUUGAGCAUCGAUCAGGCUUCACAAGCAGCACACGUCGAAGUUAAAUCCCAAAUCGCUCGCUGGGGUGAAGUUGAAGAUUCUCACGACGUUGAUCACCAAGAUAUACGCAAACAAAUAGGAUCAGCAGCUUGUUCAUUGAUAGAAAGUAGACAUUAG
Molecule: messenger RNA, 861 nt
Organism: Wallemia ichthyophaga EXF-994
Lineage: Eukaryota; Fungi; Basidiomycota; Wallemiomycetes; Wallemiales; Wallemiaceae
Exons: 4
Coding region: 1-861 (286 amino acids)
Biological process (GO): mitochondrial proton-transporting ATP synthase complex assembly
Cellular component (GO): mitochondrion
Source: RefSeq, a predicted model, not a curated record